Cynara cardunculus var. scolymus (artichoke) is the source of this 883-nucleotide messenger RNA. RefSeq lists its product as uncharacterized. The transcript has 9 exons. The coding region runs from base 1 to 804 and encodes 267 amino acids. NCBI's taxonomy places the organism in Eukaryota, Viridiplantae, Streptophyta, Magnoliopsida, Asterales, Asteraceae. The record is from RefSeq and is a predicted model, not a curated record.
AUGGACGAAUCAAGGGAAAACAAAGCGAACCUAUCACCACCAUCGCAACCACCGGCGUCGGCGGACAUCGAUGUUUUGGAGAAAGUGAACCCCGUGGGCGGUGAUUCCGCCACAGAAUGGGUUGAUAACGCCGUCCAACAGGCACUGAUCGUACCAAAAACCAUACUAGGAACCCUGGAAUCUGCAAUUUCCGCCACUACAUCUCGCCUUAAGCAGUUUAAGUUGACCUCCAGUGCUAAUCUUCAAAUGACAUUCGAAUCCCUGCGAGAUCGCAAGUCAGCAUAUAAUGCUUAUGAGGAUUAUUUGUUUGGAAAGAUCAGAGAGGGUGUUUUCUUUGCUGCUGCAAAUCCAUUUGCUACCAGCGGAAUUGUUGUUGUUUCAGGGUUUCUGGCUGUUAAAAGGUCAAGGCGUGCUUUAUACUACAAGACAUUGCGGCUUUUUCUAAGUGAAGAGGCCAUGCUUUCCAGAGCAACUGCCAAGGUUCAGAAAUUACGAGACUCGGUUAAAGACAUUACGGAAGAAGGAAAGAAACUGGAGAAUUUCUCGUUAGCUGCAGAAAGAGAGUUGAAAAGGGGAAGGAAUAAACUCAGACAAGCCGGAAAGCAGAUCCAGGGGGUCAUUAGCUCAGCUUAUAAGAUUGAAAGACAAUCAGGGGGCUUGAAAGAUAUACUCAAGGAGCUUCCAAAAAGGGAUGCAUCACAAUUCCGAUCAGCAGUGUCGAAACUUGCUUUAGAUGCAAAGCGAGAAAGGAGGGUUCUUAAUGAAGAGGUUAGGAAGAUUUCUAAUUACGGGAUCCCCAUCUAAAUCUCCACAUAUUGGCAUUCUGAGGUUAGAAUACUAAAUCUAUCGGGUUUCAUUUAUCUGCUGUUUUUAAGAUUUGAUU